Paraphaeosphaeria sporulosa is the source of this 1225-nucleotide messenger RNA. RefSeq names its product mitochondrial carrier. Bases 125 to 1087 code for a protein of 320 amino acids. Gene Ontology annotation, biological process: glycine import into mitochondrion. The record is from RefSeq and is a predicted model, not a curated record. The transcript is spliced from 2 exons. Gene Ontology annotation, molecular function: glycine transmembrane transporter activity. Gene Ontology annotation, cellular component: mitochondrial inner membrane; mitochondrion. Lineage: Eukaryota; Fungi; Ascomycota; Dothideomycetes; Pleosporales; Didymosphaeriaceae.
GUUCCGACAUCUUUUUGACGUCUGCCUUCAAAAGCUCAAUACCGCCUCUUCUACUACCCAACACCAUGCACAGCACAUUUCCUCUUCCUUCCUCAUAAUUUCUUAACAUCGUGACGGCGCGGAAAUGUCCAAUGGCUCGAGUUCGCGCUCCUCAUCGUCCUUUCAUUUCUUUGCGGGCAUGACCUCGGGCAUCUUCUCCGCCGUCCUCCUCCAACCCGCCGACCUACUCAAAACCCGCGUGCAGCAGUCACACCAAAACACACUACUUGCGACGAUCAAAUUGAUAGCCAGCGGGCCGAAUCCAAUUCAGCAGUUCUGGAGAGGCACAUUACCAAGCACACUGCGCACAGGAUGCGGCUCUGCGAUAUACUUUUCCGGCUUGAACGCGCUACGGCGGCGGGUCAGUGAGGCAAACAUACUAGCCAGUGACCGCGCGAAGACGGACGGCCACUCAAGCACACUGCCUAAGCUGAGCAACACGGCGAAUCUGGCGACAGGCGCGGUGGCGCGGACAUGGGCUGGCUUUCUGAUGAUGCCCAUCACGAUACUAAAGGUGCGCUACGAGAGCAACCUGUACGCAUACUCGUCGCUGCUCUCUGCAUCGAGAGACAUAUUCAGGACCGAGGGCUUUCGCGGCUUCUUCGCAGGGUUCGGCGCAACGGCAGUCCGCGACGCGCCGUAUGCGGGGCUGUACGUGCUUUUCUACGAGCAAUCGAAGAGGCGGCUUUCGCGUCUCGCUACGACUAUCGAAGAAACGGCGAGCACUUCGACUGCGAGCCUCUCGACCAGCACAUCGGCUGGCAUAAACUUCCUUUCCGGGGUCAUGGCCGCCGGUCUGGGGACUACGUUUACCAACCCAUUCGAUGCUAUCAAGACGAGGAUACAGCUGAUGCCAAACCGAUAUGCAAACACAAUACAAGCGGGGAAGAAGAUGCUGAGAGAGGACGGUAUACGCAGCUUCUUUGACGGGCUGGGAAUACGGAUCGCGCGGAAGGCUAUCAGUUCUGCGCUUGCGUGGACGGUCUACGAGGAGCUAAUUCGGAGGGCGGAGGGGAGGUGGAGAGAGGGUAUCGAAGAGAAGGUGUAAGAGUACUGUAUGAGUAUGUGUGCCAUGUGGAGGUGGAAAAAUCAAUGAUUCUGGGCUGGCUAUCUGCAUCAGGCUCUCUGCUCAAUGCGCGAGUAUCACAUUUGCCGCAUGUAGGAGUGAAGUGGAAGCUCGUUGCUU